Schistosoma mattheei is the source of this 2286-nucleotide messenger RNA. Lineage: Eukaryota; Metazoa; Platyhelminthes; Trematoda; Strigeidida; Schistosomatidae. The record is from the annotation of a GenBank genome assembly.
AUGAAUAAGACUCUGUGUGAGUCAAUUAGAUGGUCGUGUUACGGUUUUAAGAAUAAUAAAGAUACUGGAUUAUAUGAUAUUUAUUGCACAUUUACGAGUCAUGAACCAGAAUUCGAUUACUUAAAAUCUCUGGAGAUCGAAGAGAAGAUUAAUUCAAUUACUUGGCUUCGAGCAUACUCUUCUGCUCAUCAUCUUCUUUCAGCUAAUGAUAAAACCAUUAAACUGUGGAGAUUAUCAGAAAGACACUAUGAAGCAUAUAAUUUUAAUAUACGUGACGAUGAGAAUGCUAGUUUAUGGGAUGAAAGCUCGGAUCGACUGAAUAUGAUCGGACCACCAAUUCCUCACAUAAUUACUCCAGAUAAACUGCGUAUUCCGAAGUUUCGUAAAUCUCGUCAUCUUACAAUCGAAGCCCGCCCACGACGUUUUUUUGCCAAUGCUCAUGCUUAUCAUAUAAAUGCGGUUUCUGUAAAUUCUGAUCAAGAAACAUUUCUUUCGGCUGACGAUUUACGCAUUAAUCUUUGGCAUUUAGAUGUGACCAAUCAGUCAUUUACUAUUGUCGAUUUAAAACCGUCAAAUAUGGAGGAUUUAAGUGAAGUCAUUACUUGUUCACGGUUUCACCCUGUUCAAUGUAAUAUACUAGCCUAUUCAACUAGUCGAGGUUUGAUUCGGUUAUGUGAUAUGCGAUAUCGUGCUCUAUGUGACGAUCAUGUACUUGUGUUUGAGGAUCCAAGUCUUUCACAAAAUCUGGGAUUUUUCGCCGAUAUUAUUGCAAGUUUAUCAGAUUUUCGCUUCGGCCAUACUGGAAAUUAUCUUUUAGCCAGAGAUUAUUUAACAUUGAAAAUUUGGGAUAUGAGAAUGGGCGAUCGACCGUGUGAAAUUUAUUCAGUUCAUGAACCAUUUCGAUCACAACUUUGUAUGUUGUAUGAAAAUGAUGCUAUUUUUGAUAAAUUCUUAUGUGGAUGGUCUGAUGAUGAUAGGUAUGCAAUAACGGGAUCUUACGGCAACCUCUUUCAUAUAUUUGACCGUCACAAUGGCUCUGAUUGGUUGUAUGACCUUGACGAUUCAAGCAAUCCUUAUAACACGAAUUCUGCAUGUAAUACUGAGAGUUACUUAUCACCUAAACGUUUUAUGUCUCCUGAUGAUCCCAUUGGAAGUCGGUUGGGUUUAUCUUCAAUUUUUGUAGCACCAUUGGAUGCUGUAGAAGCUCUCUUUCCAGAAACGACGAGUCAAACCAGUUCGCAUAGCAGCUAUAGUGAUAAUAAUGAUUGGAAUAAAUUUGACGAUAGUUCGAACACCUCAGAGGUGUCACCUGGUAGAACAAAGCUAUCUAACUGUCAAUUAGAAGAUCCCAACCCUACAGAGAAUACUCCCUCAGCACCUCCAACAGGUUCGAAGCGUCGAAAGCAAAUCCUUCCUUCUCGUGCUGAUAUUUCUACUGAUUCUCAUUGUGUUGUACAAAGUGAACACGAGAAGGCCCGUAGUUGUCACCACAAAAGUAAACAUCGUCAUCGCAACAAGCAUUCUCAAUGUGAGAGGAUAGAGAAAUGUGGAUACGGUGUUAGUUCUUCUUGCACAGUACCGAACUCAAAUGAUGGUCAUGAGUUAUCAAGUGUCAUUGUAAAUUUACUGCCUGUCAAAAAAACGUCUAUCGAAGAAUUUCAAUCAGGGACAUCAACUGUCCCUGGAAUGCACCAGAUACACUGUCAACGUAAGAUACUUCACUUAUCCUGGCACCCGAAGAAAUUCCUUACAGUAGCCCUAUCAGGCAAUCAGAUGUUUCUUGUUUCAGGUCAGCCGACAUUUAGUGGUACAUUGCCUUCACAGAAUGAUUCGAGUCAUUGCUCUUCCUGUUUAUCUAAGUCAACUGACGAUGAGAACAAUAUACCUAGUGGACAUUGUGAAGCGAGAUCCACUUUUAUAAGAGAUAAGGUAACUCCUAUUUUAUGCAAAAGUUCAAACGUGAAAGCUGCUAAACGUCGUCGCCGUCGUCAUCACCAAGCAGGUAGUUCAAAUUUGGUCAAUGCUUUCCCUAACUUAUCAGAUAGGAGAGAAAAUCACAUCUCUGAUAUUGAUGUUCUUCCUGCUGGUUCUGUGGUUUGUGGGAUGGAUUAUACAACGAAUUAUGAAGCUGACCACGAAGAUAAUUAUGAUGAGCAACACACCUCUGAAGCACAACUAGAUUCUGUUAGCUCUGAUCCGAACAGUGAAAGCGUCCCAUGUAUAAAUUCCUUAUUUCCAUCAUCGAGAGAAACAUUUUCAACUAAUUUGAACGAUGUUUUACAUUGA